GCCUCACGACAGACUGCUUAAGGAAUUUCAGUAUUUAUAGGAGGGAAGAGUAAAACCGAAACUGCUGUAGUUAGACCGGAUUUUGAUCGGUGUAACAUAAUUAACGAUCUGUCAGCAGAGGUUGAGCACCGUCCCAUCGUAGCAGUUACAGACGCUGCCGUUGCCGUAAGUAUAGAGGGAUUGUAGAUGUUAAAGGAAGAUGAGUAUGGACAAGUCUCCUGGGUCUGGCGACAACAUCCCGCCAUCUCCAACGUUGGCCGCUGCCAAGGACACAGUGUGCGACUUGGGCACCGUGAGAAUCGGAAAAGACAAAGUCGUCGUCUGCAGGUGGACCAUCGAGGACAUAAACAGCUGGCCUACAUGGGACGACGAAGUGAAAUCGCCCAUUUUUCGCGACUCUAACUCGAACGAGUGGUGUAUGGUGCUGUUGCGAUGCAUUGGCGAUUGGUACGUAUGUUUCAAGCUGCUGUCUUCUCGUAAUAACGCUACUGUGCGAGUGAGCGUAAAAGUGUCAGUAGUGUCCAGCAGGGGUACAAAGUACAGUUACCCGUUGGAAUUCGUCAGUCUCGCUGUCGGGAACAAAACGAGGCGGUACUCCCUGACUGACUGUAUCGUAAAGGAGGGCCGCUUCAGUAACGUGCUGAAGUUCCUGGGAGAGGUGAGCACGCCAUACAUCAUAACGGAGCCGUACCACAGCGUUGCCCCUCAGAGGCCCUGGCGCAGAGUCACAGACGACCUGGCAGCGUUGCUGGAAUCCGGCCAGCUGUCUGACGUGAAGCUGAGGGCGGGUGACGCCGAGUUCCAAACGCACAGGACCGUGCUGUCCGCACGCAGCCCCGUCUUCUCCGCCAUGCUGCGGCAUGACACCCAGGAGGCUCGCGACGGUAUUGUAUACAUCAAGGAUGUCGAGGCGGACGUCCUGCGCGAGGUCCUGCGGUUCAUCUACACCGACAGCACCCCUCUCCUGGAGAAGAUGGCUGACAGGCUGUUGGUGGUGGCUGACAAAUACGAUUUGCCUCAACUGAAGGAACUCUGCGAGGUGGAGUUGGCCAAGAACCUCACUGUGGACAACGCUGCCGCUACCGCCGUCAUCGCCUUGAGCCACUCUUGCGACGUUCUCAAGCAGUCGGUCGUCAGCUUCGUGAAGCGCCAUCGCGUGCCCAUCAUGGACAGCAAAGGCUGGGCGGAAGCUCUUAGGAACCACCCCGAGAUUAGCAGCUGGAAGUGAAAGAACCUGUUGUUUAAUGACUGCUACGAUUCAACUCCAUUUCUAGAAAACCUUGGUAAUCGUCCUCCAAGCGUUUCCAGCGUGCAGUUUCUUACCUACAAUAGUGUUGUUGGGUUAUUUAACUCUAGGUUGGAGGAAACGAUGUGUUCCAUUUAAAUUUGAUAUCAGCUCCAUCAACUAAUCAUAUAAACACACAUGUGGAAAAAUACUAAAUUAACUUGUCUCGUUCACUGAAAUGGUCUAACUAAAGACUAGGCUCUGUGCACGUUUUUGUUACUGAUAGCUACAUAAAAGAAGGCCAUUGAACGAGUUUCUUCUUAUUUGUCAAUAAGCAUCUGCAGUUAAGCGCCAUGUGCAACAGAAAAAAACUAGGCUAUGAGAUUUAAAAGAAAGAAGCAUGGUCCCUGUAUGAUCUAUGUGGCAGUGUACACAUAAGAAAAAAUAACAUUUGUAAAUCGUGGGUUAGACUGGCGAUAAUCUUUACCGUUAUGUAGUUGAGAAAACUUGUGAUUAAAUUUCACGGCAAUGAAGGUAA
This is a messenger RNA of Schistocerca nitens (vagrant locust), 1763 nucleotides long. Its product is annotated as TD and POZ domain-containing protein 5-like. Gene Ontology annotation, biological process: regulation of proteolysis; proteasome-mediated ubiquitin-dependent protein catabolic process. NCBI's taxonomy places the organism in Eukaryota, Metazoa, Arthropoda, Insecta, Orthoptera, Acrididae. Bases 200 to 1228 code for a protein of 342 amino acids. Gene Ontology annotation, molecular function: ubiquitin protein ligase binding. The record is from RefSeq and is a predicted model, not a curated record. The transcript is spliced from 2 exons. Gene Ontology annotation, cellular component: cytoplasm.